AUGGACAACAUGGCAUUAAAGCCACCUUAUGCCGGCUUGGCUCAGCGGAGCAGACGAAGCCAGUGCGAUCUCGAAUUUAUCAGAACUACAAUCAAGAGCCGCACGCUAGAUGAAUGCGAAUUCAUCAACUCAGAGAUCGAAGGUUGCAUUAUGAAUCUAUGCUUGACAGAUCGGUGCGACAUCGUCAACACUUCAUUGGACAAGUCGGAACUCCGCGAUACCAUCAUCAGCAAAUCCAUCAUCUGUUACUCGAUAUUAUACGAUUGUACGGUUGUUGAUUGCGAAGUCUUGAAUUGUAAGCUCGUCAACUGCCAAAGCAUCAACACUCCACCUGCCGACUCCGAACAAGAUCGAAGACUUCUCAACAAGGUUCUUUCCCGGCACUUAUCACUCCCUCAUGAACUUCCAUGUUUCGCGCAAUAUGUCGAAUGUCGACUCCGAGAUUGCAAGGUACAAAAUAUCAAGUUGCGCUGGUCGACGGUGAAUGGUGGCUCCUUUGCAUACUGCAGGGUUUACUUCUGCGACUUCGAAGACAGCCGGUUGAAGAAGUUGCAGGUCGACAGGGGCACUUCCUUUGCGAACUGUACUCAUGACAACAGACUCAUAGGUUUUAAACACCCGCCCUCUUUGGAUGUAUUGCCGGUUGAAGUGCGCCAAAGAAUCUUCGGCUUGGUCACCGAGUGGACAGGCAGAACCCCAUCCUUGAUAAUUGCUUUACGAGCCAGCGGGAUCAUGUACAACGAGGCUUUGGAUGUUUCGGUUCGAGAUAAUUACUUUACGUUGAGAGACUUGGACCGCUUGAAUACGUCGACCCUUCCCAAUAUGUCAACGAAGACUCUUGGUUCCAUCCAGCGACUCUUGGUUUGGUAAGUCUUGGAGUUGACUUGCUCUAGCAUUCUUCCUUUUCGACCAAUGACUAGUUCAUCUGCAGUGGUUUUAAUGAUUUCUAUAAGGAAAUAUCGGACGAUAAGACUAUUGUUGAAAUCAUCAACCGAGGCGUUAUGGUCAAUUAUCUUCUCGAUGGAAAGAAGAACAAGCUUCCGCCAUUAGAGCAUCUGAGAGAUUUGCGCCUUCGCGAAAUUCACGACCACAACCCAGAUGAUUUUGGAGCACGAAUCGACAAAUUUAUUGAGCUGGCCCAGAGAUACAAAUUGGAGAAGCUUUCCAUUUCGAUAGAGGGUGUUAAAAAGGACCAUAAGAAGUGUUCAGCUGGGACUGCGGGCUACAAAACAUGCGAGGAAGUUUUGAAUACCAAGAUUUGGGAGAUCAACGCGAGACUUGGAAUCCCAGCCAAGAAUGAAAAGCUGGUCAACUACAGUCCAACUGAGCCUACCCUAUUUCACCCUCCAGAACACAGCACAAAGGCCAAAACUACGUUCACAUGGCAGGCAGCAGAGGAUUUUAAAUUGGAAUGGAAGAUCAUCAACUGA
Hymenoscyphus albidus is the source of this 1430-nucleotide messenger RNA. Lineage: Eukaryota; Fungi; Ascomycota; Leotiomycetes; Helotiales; Helotiaceae. The record is from the annotation of a GenBank genome assembly.